GGGAAAUUAUGUUGGAUAACCUCAAUUCUCUCAAUGAAAGGGAAGAUUAAAUCAUCUGCUGCCUUGCAAUCUAGUGGAUGAUCAUCUUUGCCAUCACGUGCUACCAGUUUAUUCCAGUGUUCAUUAUUUAAUUAAAUUGUACUAAAUUGGGGAAAAAAUGGAGUUUUGGUGCUUCCUGGCUUUAUCAGCUCUUUUUAUAGAGUCCACAGCAGCAAUUCAAGCUCGACACUAUAAUGCAAUGGAAAAUGAAGCUUUCAUUGUGGUGUGUCCUGGAAGAAAAACUGGAUUUGAAGUUUACUGGACUUACUUUAAAUCUAAUAAAAACAUUACUACCAGUGAAAGAAAUCGGAUAUAUUCCUCAGGGGCCAAACUCAAAUUUCUACCAACUUCAAUGAAUGACUCUGGAAUAUAUACUUGCAUUAAAAAAAGCUCCAAUCUCUCUUAUAGUAUAUAUGUGAAUAUUACAAUAUAUCCGCAAACUUGUGUUAUCCCCAACGACCUGUUGUAUACAGUAAUAAGUGGAACAUCUAAAAAGUCAAUGCUUCAUUGUCCUAGAAUUGAAUAUUAUGGUGAAAUAGCACAUGUGGACUGGUUUAAGAAUUGUAAAGCUCUCAAAGGACAACAUUACUUUGCAAAGAAAGAUUACCUGAUAAUUCAAAAUCCAACAGCUGCUGAUACAGGCGACUAUACCUGUAAAUUCAUUUACAGUGAAAAUGGACCCAAUUUCACUGUUACCGCAUCUAGGUCAUUUAUAUUUCAAGGUGAAAGUAAUUACUCCAUGCGUCCAGAAAUUAUUUACCCUGUGAACAAUCACCUCAUAGAAGUAGAGCUUGGAACCAAUGUGAAUAUGUCAUGUAAAGCUUGCUUGGGAAAAGGCUCUCAGAUGAUAGAUCAAGUUGGAUGGUGUAUUAAAGAGAAGAACAGUAUUAACUGCAUCAAAAAUUCUCGAUUUCAUGAGGAAAACAAAGAAAUAAAGUCUAUCACCAACUUAUACUGUAGAAACGUCAUUUUAAGAACAGCUAACCUGAGGAAAGAAGACCUGUCCUUGGAAUUUUAUUGUUGGGCCUUGAAUGAACAUGGAGCAAAAGAACACAGAGUAAGAAUCAGAAUAAAAAAGACAACUGGUCAACUAAGCACCUACUACAUACUUGCAGGAUUUAGUACAUUGUUAAUCCUAAUUAUUAUACUAAUAGUAAUAUUAAAAAUAUUCUGGAUUGAUUUGAUUCUGCUAUGGCGAGAGGUAGCUAGACCUUAUAAAUCCAGGAAUGAUGGAAAGUUAUAUGAUGCUUAUAUCAUCUAUCCCAGAAACUACAAAAACAGGACUGAGAGCGUUAAUUCCAUGGAAUAUUUUGUUCACCAGAUUCUGCCUGAAGUUCUUGAAAAGAAAUGUGGAUAUAACUUAUGUAUCUAUGGAAGAGACCUUCUGCCUGGAGAAGAUGCAGCCAGUGAAAUGGUAAAAUCCAUACAGAAGAGCCGACGGCAAAUUAUUAUAUUGAAUCCCCAGGUGGAGCAUGGUGAGGAAUUUGCCUAUGAGCAAGAGAUUGCUCUACACUGUGCUUUGAUACAGAAUGACUCCAAAGUAAUCCUUAUUGAAAUGGAAACAACUGAUGACACCAGAGAACUGCCAGAUUCUCUCAAGCACAUUAUUAAAAAGCAAGGUACCAUUGAGUGGAAGGGAGAUCAUGUCACCAAAAAACGAUCAUUUAACUCCAACUUUUGGAAGCGUGUACAGUACCUGAUGCCAGCGAAAAGCAAGUCCUUAGAUCCACUUCACAGCAGCAUAUGAAGACUUGGACAUUAUUGUUGGCUUUCCCAAGCUCCUACUGACAAAAAAAAUGCUUGCUUUCAUAUCUAAUAUGUCUUUAGAUUUUUUUUAUUUUAAGGGUAAGUUGAUAUUUGACCUAGAGGAUGGGGAUAGAGAGAAGGGAGUAAGCAAAGACAUAAAGACAGUAAAUACUUUAAGAACUCUUUUGAUAGCUCUCAUUCCUCUGUCCUACUUUCUAGUCAGUGCAAAUGGCUCAGAAAGUUUUCCACUUUUUUUCUGCUUCUUCACCACUUCCUUCUUCUUUUGUCAUACCCCAAAACCCAAGUUGUGUGUAUGAGGGAAACCUUCUCUCCCUCCCACUUUCAAGUCUUGUUUUAGCUCAUAUAUCCUUAGUCACCACAAUCCACAUUCUGAAAAACUGGAGUAAUAUGUUAAGGGUUAGGUUUUCAUCAGUGAUCAAGGAGUACUUCCAGAAUACUUUCAUACAAAGAGGCCUUAAUGAAUAUUUGGCCUUAACCUAAAUGCCAAAAUUUCAGUAAAUAUUUUAUUUCCAUGAAGAGUACAUAAACUAAGAAACCAGCUCAAAGAAGUCUCAUAUUUGUUUUAUUUUGUACUCUUCAUAUUGAAUAUAUUAUCCAAAUAUGGAAUUCAGGUUUUUCACUUUUAAUAUCAAACCUCUUCUCAUAUUUUUCAAUGAAAAAAAAAGCAUCUAUUCCUACCCCCACAGUCCCCAAGGCAUUUUACUUUUCCCUAUGACAUUUGCAUGCACAAAUAUUGUUAUUUCCAUUUUACUAUUGGGAAAAAUCCACAUAUAAUCAUAAUAGCUAGCAUUUUAAUAGCUCUUUAAAGUUUGCAAAGCUCUUUACAAAAAAAGCAUCUCCUUUCAUCCUUGAAACAACUCUGGUAAGUAGAUGCUAUUAUUAUUCCCAUGUUAUAGAUGGAGAAACUGAGGCAGACAGAGGCUAAGCAUAUUGUUCAGUGUCAUUGAGCUAGUAAGCAUCUAAGAUACAAUAUAAACUUGGGUCUUCCUGACUGUAGGUCUAAUGCUCUAUCCACUGUGCUAUCUAGCUACCUAUACAGGCAGACAUUUAAAAAGGAAGUAUUCCCUUGUAAUGUGGAGACAUAAUAACAUGAUUUAUGUAAUAAUUCCUAUGUGUAUUAUGUGCUCAUGAUUGUAAAAGAGGUUUCACACAUUUUCUUAUUUAAGCCCUGUGACAUAGGCAAAGCAAGUAUUACUGUCCUUAAGAUGAAAGAAAUGAGUCCCAUAGAGCUUGUUACUUGCUUAAGAUCACACUGAUAAAUAAGGGCUGAGCUGGGACUAGAAUCCAGGACUUUUCACUCCUUGUCCAGUGAUCUUUCCUACACAGCCCAGUCCUCCAAGAUGCUGGGUUUGGAGUUAAAGUAUUUGGAUUUGAAUACUGGCUCUGACAUCAUCUAUAUUGUUGGGUAACUCAUUUAACUUCUUAGGGCCUCAGUUCUACAUCCAUAAAAUGAGGGGAUUAUAUCAUAGAGACUCUGAGUUCCCUUCCAGUUCUCAAUCUAUGAUCCUAUGACUCCCAGAAAGGUACUAUGAAGAGAAAAGACACAGCUUCAAGACUUUCAAGUCAGGCUGUUGUUGUGCAAAAUUUGGAAGCAAUUAAAGUUUGUCAUGGGGACUCCUCUAUCCAUCCUUUUUCACUUUUGAAAUAAUAUCCUAACAGAAGACGUCUUCACUUAUCUAAAUGUAAAUUUCCUUAGCUAUAAAAGGAAGUGUUUGAACUAGAUCAGGGGUUCUUAAACUAAGGUCCAUGAA
Molecule: messenger RNA, 3557 nt
Organism: Phascolarctos cinereus (koala)
Lineage: Eukaryota; Metazoa; Chordata; Mammalia; Diprotodontia; Phascolarctidae
Source: RefSeq, a predicted model, not a curated record